Messenger RNA from Oppiella nova, 510 nucleotides. Lineage: Eukaryota; Metazoa; Arthropoda; Arachnida; Sarcoptiformes; Oppiidae. The record is from the annotation of a GenBank genome assembly.
AUGCAAGCAAUUAAGUGUGUAGUAGUUGGUAACGGAGGUGUGGGUAAAACAAGUCUAUUAAAGUGUUAUACGACGGACAGACUCCUCGACGACCUCUGUUGGACGGCCUAUAUUUCUGACUGUUAUUCCGCUAAUGUGAUGGUCGACGGAGAGUCCGUUAAUCUAGACCUCUGGGAUACGAUUGGUCAGGAGGACUACGACCGACUGCGGCCCCUAUUAUACCGGCAAACCGACGUUUUUCUCAUAUGCUAUUCGGUAGACAACCCGUCGUCCUUUGAAAACGUACGGAUCAAAUGGUAUCCGGAAGUGCGACACCACUGUCCCGACAAACCCAUUAUACUGGUGGGCACUAAACUGGACCUCCGGGACAAUCCCGAAACAAUAGACAAGCUUAAGGAACGUAAACAGACACCCAUUACUUACCCCCAGGUCCUGGCCAUGACUAAGGAUAUCGGCGCCGUUAAGUACUUGGAGUGCUCGACCCUCACAGGGGAAGGCCUUAAGGAUGUG